AAACGAUACGCCAACAUGCCCGACAGAAAAGCGGUCGUGUGUUAUGGGCUGGUGUACAUUCUGUGUACCCAGGUGCUGUCCACCAAUUCGCGCACCUCCACACUGUGGAAGCUAAACUCGGAGGAGGGUAAAAUUGUCAGUGUGUCCGGGGGUACGAACUGCAAAUUACAGAGUUCCAGUGCAAAGCCCACAGAAAACACAGCCACCACUGAGGAAGGUGUGUUUGUGCCGCACAACGUGGAUGAGCUGCUGAAUCCGUACCAUCCCGAGGAGGAUGAGGAGUCAACGUUUCACAUAAUCACUACCACCGCGGCUAACUAUCGUGACAAUACAUGGAGGCGGCACGCCCGGGACAACAUUAUAGUGAAUCUAGCGAAGGCCGCUUCCGACAUUAGGUCUAACGCAAACAUGAAAGGAACCAGCGUCAGUGCGGAAUCGGACGUGCUCGAUUGCGGCAAACCGGUCAACUUUACGUACUACGAUGAUUUGAUCGGUGUGGCGCAACGAUACAGCCAUCCGAUCGUACCCGAGCCGGAGGUGGCGUACCUGUUCCUGAAGAAAAAAGGUCCGAAAUCGUUGAAAAACUUCGACAUUGAUGCACUGGAAAGGCGCCUCCGGAAGGCGAAAAGCGAAAAACCACGAUCAGUGCAGCUCUACAAUCAAAUUGGCAACUUUUGGCGAAUAAAGGGCGAUGCGCGCUAUUCGAUCGAAUGUUUCCGUGGUGCGCUCGCAAUGGCACCGUCGAACGCGGAGGUUUUACUGAACCUUGCCCGGGUGCUGUUCAAUCUGCAGUAUUUGGAUGAUGCGAUACACCUAACCAGACGCUCCCUUGAAGUGCAGCCAAGGGAUCGAAGCGCAUGGCGGCAGUACUUUACACUGGGUGAAAUUUUUAAAGCCUACGGCCACUUUCAAGAAUCGGUUAACCAUUUGCGGCAAGCGUUGGAACUUUAUCCACAGUACGAACCCAUCAAGAAGGCAAUUGCGGAUGUGGAAAAUAUUUCUGCCUCGUCGUUACACAUAUUUACCAUCAUCAUCAUUAUUUUCCUGGUGAUGUGCGUGCUAUAUGUGAUUCUUUCGUCGAACGAAAGCAACCAAAACAGCCACGAACUGGAGCAGAAGGCGACCCGGCACUUUAACCGUGCCAUGGCGAUGCGCUCGUUAAAGGGCUUCACGCAGCGUUCGUUUAAAAAUCGAAAGUAA
Messenger RNA from Anopheles marshallii, 1200 nucleotides. RefSeq lists its product as uncharacterized. Gene Ontology annotation, cellular component: actin cytoskeleton; cytoplasm. Gene Ontology annotation, molecular function: protein binding. The record is from RefSeq and is a predicted model, not a curated record. The coding region runs from base 16 to 1200 and encodes 394 amino acids. Lineage: Eukaryota; Metazoa; Arthropoda; Insecta; Diptera; Culicidae. Gene Ontology annotation, biological process: actin filament polymerization. The transcript is spliced from 5 exons.